Phalaenopsis equestris is the source of this 3675-nucleotide messenger RNA. RefSeq names its product putative SWI/SNF-related matrix-associated actin-dependent regulator of chromatin subfamily A member 3-like 2. The coding region runs from base 250 to 3342 and encodes 1030 amino acids. The transcript is spliced from 20 exons. NCBI's taxonomy places the organism in Eukaryota, Viridiplantae, Streptophyta, Magnoliopsida, Asparagales, Orchidaceae. Gene Ontology annotation, molecular function: ATP binding; hydrolase activity, acting on acid anhydrides, in phosphorus-containing anhydrides; ATP-dependent chromatin remodeler activity. The record is from RefSeq and is a predicted model, not a curated record.
GACCCCGCGCACUGUCGUCCGUCUGCAAAUUUGAAGCACAGACCCCGCGUAAUGUCGUGCUAACCGUCGUCGAUAUUGUUGUUCUGCGUUUUCCUCCACCUCUCCCCUGAAAGUCGACUAAAAUUCUCCGCUUGCGGUGUCUUAUGCUUGGUCUGAGUUAUUGUUCUGAAUUCGUUAGGGUCCGUUCGUUUCCGCAGCUUAGGUUAGGGUUUCUUGGUAGGUUUUCCUUCCCAUUUUGAUCCCGCUUUUAUGGGAAGUAAGGCAUCAUACGAGCAAGUAAUCCUCGUCAGAUCCGUGGUUGGCGAGGAUCUCUCCGAAAUGGACAUAAUCCGCGCUCUUCAUAUGGGCAACAACGAUCCCUCUGCCGCAAUCAACAUUAUACUGGACACCCCACAUCUUCGGGAGAACGGGAGUGCUGUCAAGCAAUCUCCUGCUUUUGCCAAUAGGAAACCUGUUUUUCACAGCGAAGAGCCUGCGCAGAAGCCGAACUCAUGCGCUAACUUAUUUGUAGAACCUGUUACUAGAAAUACUUCCAUUGCACCGUCUGAAGCUCCUUCCAGCAAAUCUGUUCCAGGAAACGAUGAAUGGUGGCUUCUUGGAAGUUCGGAGCUCACUGGCCUUUCUACCAGCAAGGGAAGAAGGUUGAGGGCGGGUGAUCCAGUGACCUUUUCUUUCCCUUCAACUAAAAUAUCAAAUAUUUCUACAAAAUUUUCUGGUCGAGGACGUGCAGCAGCUUCUUGUUCGGAGAUUGUCCGAUUUUUCUCUGAAGAACACGGCGAGAUUGGUCGCAUACCGAACGAAUGGGCUCGUUGUCUUUCACCGCUCAUCAAGGAAAAAAAGAUUAAGAUCGCGGGUUUCUGUAAAUUUGCUCCGGAUGUCCUCUGCAUCAUGGAUACAAUCGUUUUGUCAGUCAGUGUUUAUAUCAAGAUUUCAAUGUUACGCAAGUGUCAUCAAACACCACUUAAGGUCGCCAAUUCUGGUACUGAUGAAUCUACGAUUCAUCCACUUCCAGCCUUGUUCAAAUUGCUGGGGCUAACUCCAUUUAAGAAGGCUGAGUUAAGUCCUGAUGAUUUAUAUGGUAAAAAACGGACCAUUGAAUUGAAGGGAAUUCCAACAGAGCUUUCAUCAACUGUACCAGCUGAAAAAUUUAGAAAGUUACUUUCGCAUGGAAGUAAAGCUGAAAAUAAUCAAGAGAACAUAUCAGAUUUUGAUGUAGAUAAUAUUGCUGGAAUUCGAGAUGGCUCAGAACUAGAGGAAAUGGAUCCACCUGAAACAUUGCUGUGUGAAUUGCGUUCUUAUCAAAAACAGGCCCUUCGUUGGAUGCUGCAGCUAGAGAAAGGAAGAUGUUUAGAGGAGGCUGCAAUAACCCUUCAUCCGUGUUGGGAUGCAUAUCACCUUCCUGAUAAGAAUGAUCACGUUAUUUACUUGAAUGCAUUUUCGGGUGAUGCUACUACAGAAUUUCCUAGCACUCAGCAAAUUGCUAGAGGAUACACAAAUAACAUUCUGGCAGAUGCAAUGGGAUUAGGCAAGACUAUAAUGACCUUAGCUCUUUUGCUUGCUCAUUCUGAGAAAGGAAAAUCACCUACUUGUUCUUCAAUUCAGAGCUCCAAUGAAGAUGGUAACGCUGGUGACGGUCUUGACAAGUUGUCUAGUGCUUCAAAAAAAGCAGCAAGCAUCUAUGGAUUUACCAAGUUGAAAUCAAAAUCCAUACUGGUUGGAGGUGGUAAUCUAAUUGUCUGUCCUAUGACACUGUUAGGCCAGUGGAAGGCCGAGAUUGAGGUACAUGCCCAACAAGGCUCACUUUCUCUUUAUGUUCAUUAUGGAGCAAGUAGACCAAAAGAAGCAAAGAUUCUUGCACAGAGUGAUGUUGUUCUUACUACCUAUGGUGUGCUGGCAUCAGAAUUUUCGGCCGAGAAUGCUGACGAAAAUGGUGGGCUUUACUCAGUUCAAUGGUUUAGAAUUGUGCUGGAUGAAGCACACAUUAUAAAAUCUUCAAAAAGCCAAGUUUCUAUUGCUGCUGCAGCUCUAAUUGCUGACAGAAGAUGGUGUCUUACAGGGACUCCCAUCCAGAACAACCUAGAAGACCUAUACAGCCUUCUUCGAUUCUUACACGUAGAGCCUUGGGGAAAUUGGGCUUUGUGGAAUAAGCUUAUUCAAAAGCCUUAUGAGGCAGGUGAUGAAUGUGGCUUAAAGCUGGUGCAAACCUUACUGAGGCCUAUAAUGCUAAGAAGAACUAAACUGAGCACAGAUAGAGAUGGCAGGCCAAUUAUUAUUCUUCCACCGGCAGAUAUUGGGGUAAUUUAUUGUGAGUUGGCAGAAUCUGAGAAGGACUUCUAUGAGGCAUUGUUUAGAAGAUCCAAAGUGAAAUUUGAUCAAUUUGUUGAGCAAGGACGAGUUCUUCACAAUUAUGCCUCAAUUUUAGAGUUGCUAUUACGUCUUCGCCAGUGUUGUGAUCAUCCGUUUCUUGUGAUGAGCCGCGGCGAUACGAAAGACUUUGCAGAUCUUAACAAGCUUGCAAGGCGUUUCCUUAAAGGAAGUAAGGGAGCUGUUGGAUCAGAUUCUAAUGUUGCCCCUUCAAAGGCAUAUAUAAUGGAGGUUAUGGAAGAGUUGCGGAAAGGUGAAGAAGGCGAGUGCCCAAUCUGCCUUGAAGCAUUCGAAGAUGCUGUGCUGACCCCAUGUGCUCAUCGCUUAUGUCGGGAGUGUCUCCUUGCUAGCUGGCGGAGUAAUACAUCGGGCCUGUGCCCUGUUUGUCGGACAACUGUUAACAAACAGGACCUCAUAACUGCUCCCACUGACUCUCGUUUUCAAAUUGACGUUGAGAAGAACUGGGUAGAGUCGUCAAAAGUUUCUGCCCUUCUCCACGAACUGGAGAAACUUAGAGGCACUGGUUCUAAAAGUAUUGUCUUUAGCCAAUGGACAGCUUUUUUGGAUCUCCUGCAGGUCCCACUAUCAAGAAACAACAUAACAUUUGCUCGCUUGGAUGGAACUUUAAAUCAACAACAAAGAGAAAAAGUGAUCAGUCAGUUUACAGAGGAGAAAAACAUUUUGGUAUUGUUAAUGUCGUUGAAGGCUGGCGGUGUUGGAAUAAAUCUUACUGCUGCAUGCAAUGCCUUUCUCUUGGAUCCCUGGUGGAAUCCAGCUGUUGAAGAGCAAGCCGUCAUGCGUAUUCAUCGGAUCGGUCAAACUAAACCUGUAUCAAUCAAAAGGUUCAUUGUGAAGGGAACUGUUGAGGAAAGAAUGGAAGCUGUGCAGGCAAGGAAGCAGAGGAUGAUAUCUGGAGCACUUACAGAUCAGGAAGUACGAACUGCGAGAAUAGAGGAACUGAAGAUGCUCUUCACCUGAACUUUUGUGCAAUUUUAAGAAGAAUAUGCCUGCUUCUAGAAAAUGGUUCAUGGAGGUAUUUGGCCACUAUGCUCUGCUUCCAUUUUAUUUCUGAGGGAAUGAAAGAUUAUCCCCAUUAUUAGAUUUCUCAGCACGCACUGAAGUUUCGAGCUUGAUCCAUAUGCAUGAGGUUGGGAUUAUCCCAGCUCGGAUUUUGGUUCAGGAUGGGGCUCUACUCACUAUAUCGGCAACAUGCAGUGAGUUUAUUGCAUUGUUCCGUAUCUUUUGAAUGAAUAUUAGUUUUGUUGGCAGCUGCUGUGUAUUAUUUUUGAUGUGUAGACAGCCGUAAUUUGA